This is a messenger RNA of Triplophysa dalaica, 5928 nucleotides long. RefSeq lists its product as uncharacterized. NCBI's taxonomy places the organism in Eukaryota, Metazoa, Chordata, Actinopteri, Cypriniformes, Nemacheilidae. Gene Ontology annotation, cellular component: transcription factor TFIIIB complex. Gene Ontology annotation, biological process: RNA polymerase III preinitiation complex assembly. Gene Ontology annotation, molecular function: TFIIIC-class transcription factor complex binding. The transcript has 29 exons. The coding region runs from base 141 to 5264 and encodes 1707 amino acids. The record is from RefSeq and is a predicted model, not a curated record.
CUGAUGGAGAGGGACCGUUUCUUCUGACUGAUGCUCAGUGCGCAUGCGCAGAAACAGACGGCACUGAAGCAUGGAGGAGCUGAGGAGCUAAAGCUUUUACUAUCAUCAACUCGCCUGGCACAGAGCUCAAAAUAUCAAAGAUGAUACGCAGAUCCAGAAUCAGCGUCCGGCCCAAUGUGAAGCCGCCGGGCCGAGCUCUGACGGGCUCUCACGAUGCGUCUCUGGAUAAAACUCAGCCAAACCAGACCCCCACUGACUCCGGCCCAUCUCAGGUAUCAGAGGUCAUAGCUGAGCAAGUUAACAGUGAUCCCCCUGCGACAGAAUCUGAGAAGACCAGUGAAAAAGCAGCCAUGACCAGCAACCAUGGUAACGACGUGGAUGCCAAUAGCCAUGAAGAAGGUGCAGCAUCUAAAAGUACUGAUUCCCAAGCUGCAACAAGCACCUCUUUGACAUCCGGCCCACAAAGGAGGAAACGAUUUACAGCUCUACCCAACUUGGCCAAACCCCGGGCCUCCCCAGUCUCCUCCAGCACUCCAAAAUCUCCUUCUAAGUCCCCUGUCAAACCAGUAACACCCAGUGAGUCCGAAAAAAUAGCCGCCAUUGUAGAAUCUGCUCUUGGUGCGCCUCUAGUCAAGGAGGCUGUCGCCAAUUCCAAUGUUCCUGAAAGACGGAGACCUUCCGUAGGGGGCAGGCGGCCCAAAGCUCAGCCCACACCUACAGUCCCACCUCAGUUUGUCCUGGAGAAGGGAACACUAGGAGACAGAGCAUCAGAUCAACAGCAACCUCUUGAAACAUCCCAACCUGAUCCUGUUAUACUUCACGAAACCCCACCCGAGUGUCCGAUCCCUGCUGCUUUGGAUUGCAAAGUCGUUGAACCGGAGAACAAUUCUGGGCUUGAUCUAGAGAAAGACCAGUAUGAUCCGUUAAGAAAAAAACUUAACUCAGGUUCUAAGGUCAUCAAAACUCUGAAGGACCCUGCAGACAUGAUCAGAUUGGCCAAGGCUCGGAAACUUAGGGAGCUUCUUAAAAUGGAGAUGAGCAAAAGCAAGGAAGAUAGGAAGAAACCCAGAAUGGGAGUCAAAGAGCGGAAGGUACCGAAAGAUCACACCAAAAUGACCAUGAGAGAACUGAUCUAUUACCUACCUGCCUCCAACCCAAUGAAGUCUUUUACAGAAGAGGAAGAGAAAGCAUCUGAGAUAGUGUUACCUAACUCCCCUAAACCAACUUCUUCGAAGCCUUCAACGGGUCCAUCAGUUCAGGAGAAUGAAGGUGAAGAUGGUCUUCGUGAGGAUGAAGAAGAAGCAGAUAUGGCAGAGGAAACUCAUGCGGAAGAUCCUCUGAUGGUGCCCAGGGUGAAAGUGGCCGAGGAUGGAUCUCUUAUUAUAGAUGAGGAGAGUUUAACAGUCCAGGUGUCCAGGAUGAACGGACCCAAUCCAGCAGAGGACAGAGAUCCCAUAUUCGAACGUGGCUCUACCACCACCUACUCCAGCUUUAAGAAAGGCACCUACACCAAACCCUGGUCCAACGGAGAGACUGAUAUGUUUUACUUGGCCAUCAGCAUGGUGGGGACAGACUUCUCCAUGAUCGGUCAACUGUUUCCCCAUCGAGCUCGUGUCGAGAUUAAGAACAAGUUUAAGAAAGAGGAGAGAAUAAACUCAUGGAGGAUAGACAAAGCUUUCAAGGAGAAGAGGCGUUUGGAUCUAGAUUUCUUUAAGACAUUAAUGGAGCAGAUUCUAAAAGAUGAGCAGACGAAGAAGGACAAGAACAAAGAGCUUAUCAAGUUGGCUAAGGCGCAAAGGACAUUCAGAAAACCAAGAGUGGUUAAAAGAAAGGAAAUAAGGUCUUCAGAAAGUUCAGACAACGAUGAGGUGGUGGGAGAAAAGGAAAACGAAGACCUCUGGAAUGAAGGAGGAGGUAUUUGCAAUCCCCUGAGAUCGAACCCACAUCCUUGUGUUGUUAACGCAAUGCUCUUACCACUGAGCUACAGGAAAGCUGUAGGCAAUGCUGCUUCAAAGAAACGCAGAGCUGAUCCUCAAGACUGUGAAAAUGAAAUCUCUGAGGGGCUGUCAUCAGAUGAGAGCAGGUUAAAGGAAUCUGAGAAUGUGAGCAAGAGUCCGGUCAUUAAACCGGCCCAGCUCAAUGGUCGACCCCAAAGACCGAUCCCAACCCUCAGCAACAGGUGCGGAAAUAGACGCCCAGGUGGAGAAGAAACUAAAAAGACCACCAAGGUGACCCCAGUUCUAGUCCAAGAGAGAGAAAAGAAGCAGUCCUCUAUUCUCCAAGAAUUGGAAGAUUUGGAGGAAGAACCCGACCUCACUGCUGUACAGGAACAAAUUUUCAAUAAACCAACCAGGUCGGGACGGAUCCCUAAACUCUCUCAGCAUGUGAUGCAGGCGGCAGCGGAGGAAGAGGAAGAUGAGGAAGUGGUCUAUGAUCCUCAGUUGUCUACCAAUAAUCAAGGGUUUCAAGCACCUGGCCGUAGAGCCAAAGUAAAGCCAGGCCCAAGUCUGAAACAAGGCAUGACUAGGAGGGGAAAAUCGAGACUGUUGACCUUACGGGCAACUGGGACUGAAGAGGAUGAUGAUGAUGAAGAGGAUGGAGAAGACUGUGACGUUUCUUCAAAUGUAGAAGAGGAAAACCAGGCGUUUGUGCCAAUGAGUCUUCGCUCACUACCCCCAGAUAAUUCAGAGGUGUUGGAAACUGUGGAGGAGCUGGACAUCUCUUUGAAUGUUCCCGAUAUCCUGGGCACAUCCCAGAAUGCUUUGUGCCCUGAGUUUUCAUGCGAGCAGGCUGAAAUGCCUGCUGGUUCUGUCCCUUGUGAACACCAAUUGGACCUACUUGUUGAUGUCAUUGAGUUUCUUGAUCCAGAUCACAUGGAAGUGUGUAAGGAGAUCAACAAUGAAGCUGCCCAGACACUUCUGACCAUUGGGUGCUCAGCACAGAUGAUCCAGACAACUGAAAGUUCUUGCACAGGUGAAGAUUAUAUUAAUGAGCAGCCAUUAAGUGAUGUGCACGAAGAGGUUGUCCAAGAUGUCGUCUUUACAGAAACAGUAGAAAUUCAGGCUGAUACUUCAGUAGUGUUGGCUGGUCCUUCUGUAAAUUUAGAGUCUGAGACAAAAGCUGUUCUUAACCUCUCAAGUAUUGGGAGUGAUAUUCCAGAACCAGCCUCUGAAGAAACCUACAUCACGACAGAGCAACCAAUCAGAAUACAGACAACUAAUGAUGUAGUCACUCAAGACGAGAUGCAGAACUUGAGUUCUUCAACCAGCGCUCCACCCUCUAGAAGGGGCCGUUUCUCGAAACCCAAGCCCAACGUUGGCCCAUGUUUGAAAACCAGACGAGUCCAGCCACAGCAAAUCCAUCAAGAACCUGAUUCUGUGCCGAGCUCCAGAGGUCCAAAUUCUAUAGAACUGAAUAAAAAUACGACCGAACCAAUGCAAGAAAGUUCAGGUCCGGCGGAUAACACGCCACAAGAUUCGUCUACAAUUCUCGCUGUGGUCAUGCAGCCGGAUACAGCAUCUGAUCGAAAAGAUGGUCCUGAAGACAUACCUGAGAAAGAUAGUGGAUCCGUCCCGUCACUCAAGAGAAAGAGUGAUGAUGUAAUCACAGAGGAAAGUGUGAAAAAAAAUAGACGAGAGGUGAAUGAGGCGGAGCCAGAGACAGAGCAAAUGAAAAGUGUGUCUCAGGAGGAGAGAUCUGAUGAGACCAGUGGACCUGUCAGGAGGUAUCGUGGACAUCGACCUAAAGCCAAACUGACUCGGAUAUCUACAGACACACUCGUCCAGACCCAGCAUAACACAACGUCAACCACAACAAAUGAGACAAUUCAGACACAGUCGGGAUUUUCUAAAAUAUUACCAGAAGAAAGUUUACCUGUUGCCGAGUUCUUCACAAGCACUUUCACUCCCAUUGAAAGCCCUGAAGAGGGCGCUGUAGUUACCACAGAAGCUCAACAUGAGAAAGUUGCAUUCGACACAGGAUCAGAUAUGGCAGUCAAAGAAGUCACGACACAAGUUGUUUCGGGAGAUGAGUUGAAACAGAAAACUGUGGCUGUGUUGGAAGAAAACACCAGAAGCACUUCUGACGGAAACAAUGUUGGGGAACUUCCUGUAUGUUUGUUACAGGACACAUCUGCUGACCCCACCCAUGAUGAACCAGUGUUUAUACUCUCUCUUACUGAAAUCCCACCCACGUUUGACGAGGGGAUGGACUUUGAGACAGAGACCCUCGGAUGUACGACCAUGACUGAAUUGCAUUCUCAAAGUCAAAGUUGUAAUGAGAGCAGGGAGACAAGUCAUCUUCUGAUCACAGAUGCUUUAGUUCCUGUGGCAGAGGAAGAGGAAAAGGGGGAUGGAGACAACACGAGCAAAGGAGAUUUGGAGAACACGGCACUAGCCUCGAGAUCUCAGCGGCUUGACAAGACAGAGAGUCCGACAGAACAUCCCGUGUUCGAAAAGACAGAAUGUACUGAGGAGGAGAAGGAGCGCGUGGAGAAGAAAAAAGAAGUUCCCGAGAGAGCCAGGAGAGCAAAACUUCAGGUUAAACCCAACACCCUGACCAGAAGAAGCACUCGAGGGGCUAAAGAGGAGACACCAGCGCUUUCUUCAGAAGAGACUACCUCAGUACCAAUUUCAACACUAUAUAGCCAAGAGACUAUAUCAGUGCAAGAACAAAAUUUGAGAGCCAGCAAUUCAACAACAGUAAAAGACAGCUUAACAUCAGCAGUCACUUCAGAUGGAGAAGCAACGCAUUCCUCAUCCAGCAAUAUUGCAGCACUUCUCAAGGAUUCACGUCAACUUGCCAAUCAAGAAAAUACCUGUGAAGAUAUAGCCCAGGGACAGGGAGACCUUGCUGGCAAAGAUGCAGUUGAAUUAAGUGUGACAGAGGCUAGUGGGUCACAAUCGCUCAAUGUCAGUCAAAUCGCAUCUGUUCCCACAAGUGGACCACUGACAAGACCUGGUAGAAGACCAAAGGGUUUCCUGUCCUUCAUUUCCUCUAAGAGCACACAAGCCCCCUCAGGUACUCAUCGAGGGGCCAAGCCAGGACACCAGAAACCAGCGGUCAACACCUCACGCCCAGACAGAAAACGAGAAGCGGCUAUUACUGUUACUUCGACAAAAAAUCCCGAAGCAAUGCAACCUUCAACCUCUACUUCCUCUACUUCCAAGACUGAGCAGAACUCGGAAGAAGAGCCCACAAGUGUUUCUAAGUAUUUUUUCAGCGAUAUCUUCACUGAAGUGGAUGAGCUUGAAGACAUGGAUUAAGACGAGCCAAUGGCUAGAAAAAGGACCUCGAACUACCUAACCAUUCAAAAAUCAACUGGACAUUUGUGAAUAUAAGAAUUCUUUACCAAUAACUAUUGGAGGUGAAGGAGACAGUCAAAACUUAUACCUCAUAUUAAGGAUUUGAUUUGUGCUCAAAACAUGCUGUCUAUGGAUUUCAUUAAGUGACAUUGUCUAUUAGAUUUUUAAGAAUAUUUUAUUUAUUUUUAAAAGUAUUAAAUCCCUGUAAAAAGUCCUAUGUUACAAUUUCACCACACUUGAUGUAAAUUUGCAAUAACAUUCAUCUCCGAUCUCAGCCUGACUGAACUGUUUUGUGUUUUAUUCUAGUUAAGAACCUGUAGCAAAUGUAUUUUCUCCCAUUUUUUUAAACAUUUACAUCCACAUAUUUUCUUUUCUGAAUAUUUUUUCGUGCCUAAAAAUGUACAGAGCCGUUUUAAUCAAACCCCCAUAUCAUUUGUCUCUUGCUGUCUUUGCAUUGAAUUUAAGCAGUGUGACAUCUGCUUUAGUCACCAAACCUACAUUUUGAUUUAGUGUUGUUGUCUUUUCAUAAUUGUGGUUUGCUGUCAUGUUUGUAUGCAGAAGAUAUAACAAGCAGUUUCACUUGUAUUUGUAAAUAUGUUAAUAAAAUGUUUUGGUAUGUUUUGCA